UACUGUUUGCAGGAUUAUCCCCUAAUAGAUCAUUGUUACGAUGUUGUGAUUGUGGGCGCGGGUGGUGCAGGGUUGAGAGCGGCUUUUGGCUUAGGGAGUAAGGGUUACCGCGUGGCAGUGGUCACAAAAUUAUUUCCUACAAGAUCUCACACUGUCGCCGCUCAAGGUGGAGUAAAUGCCGCUAUUGAUGAGAAGGAGGAUAAUUGGCUUUACCAUAUGUAUGAUACCGUUAAAGGGUCUGACUGGCUAGGAGAUCAGGAUGCGAUACAUUUCCUAACAAGAGAAGCACCUCGAGCAGUUUAUGAACUCGAAAAUUAUGGUUGUCCCUUUAGCCGUACGGAUGAUGGAAAAAUCUAUCAACGUGCAUUUGGUGGACAAUCGUUAAAGUUUGGAAAAGGUGGUCAAGCUCACAGAACUUGUGCCGCCGCGGAUAGAACCGGUCACGCAAUACUACACACUUUAUAUGGGCAGAGCCUCCGUUACGACGUCCAUUAUUACGUCGAGUACUUUGCCCUCGAUCUUCUUAUGUUCGGACGAUGCUGCAAGGGAGUUUUAGCAUGGGAACUAGAAACCGGACUUCUGCAUCGCUUCAGGGCUCAUCAUACAGUAUUAGCUACAGGAGGAGCAGGAAGAUGUUACCUGUCCUGCACCGCGGCACAUGUAUGCACCGGAGAUGGUAUGGCGAUGGCCUCCAGAGCAGGAUUGCCCCUUGAAGAUAUGGAGUUCAUCCAGUUUCAUCCAACCGGAAUAUACGGCAGCGGCAUUUUGAUAACAGAAGGUAGCCGUGGAGAAGGCGGGAAGCUACUCAAUUCCGAAGGAGAAUUCUUCAUGGAACGAUACGCGCCAAACGCGAAAGACCUCGCGUCUCGCGAUAUCGUAUCCAGAGCAAUAACAAUGGAAAUAUUCGAAGGAAGAGGUGUAGGUCCGAAGAAAGACCAUGUAUUUUUGCAACUACAUCACUUGCCAACAGAAACAAUACGCACGCGACUACCAGGAAUUUCGCACUUAGCCUGGGUCUUCAGCGGCGUGAAUGUAGAAAAAGAACCGAUACCUAUCAUUCCCACAGUGCACUACAAUAUGGGCGGCAUACCCACGAACUGGCGAGCACAGGUUCUGACGCGAGAAAACGAGGAAGAUAGCGUCAUCGAAGGACUCUGGGCAGCAGGUGAAACCGCGUGCGUGUCUGUCCAUGGGGCCAAUCGGUUAGGCGCCAAUAGCCUUCUGGAGUUAGUCGUUUUUGGCAAGGCAAUUUCCGAUCAGAUCGACUGCAUGACCAGGCCUGGAGAACGUCACGAGGACUUACCAUCCAUUGUUGGCGAGGAGUCUAUUUGCCGCUUUGACGCGACUCGUUAUGCAAAAGGUUGUAUUCCUAUCGCCGAGCUGAGAGAAGAGAUGCAGCAAACUAUGCACAAGUAUUGCUCGGUGUUCAGAACCUGCGAUGUAUUACAACGAGGAUGUCGUGAGAUGACGCGACUCUUUACCUGCGACUUGCCGGAUAUAUGUGUUCAAGAUCAAUCUUUAAUCUGGAACACAGAGCUGGUAGAAGCCAUAGAAUUACAAAACAUGAUGUUGGUUUGUAUGCACAUCGUUUACGCGGCCGAAAACAGAAAAGAGUCUCGAGGGUCUCAUGCUCGGGAUGAUUUCAAAGAACGAAUCGAUGAAUAUGACUACUCGAAACCGCUUGAAGGUCAGAAGAAACGAUCAUAUGCUGAGCAUUGGCGCAAACACACACUCACAUGGUCCCGACCAGAUGGAUCGAUCAGCAUUUCUUAUCGUCCUGUCAUCGACACGACUCUGGACGAAACAGAAGCUCGACAUGUUCCUCCAUCGAUUCGAGUAUAUUAAUACGAUCAUUAAAUCCCAUUACGAUUCUUCCCUUUCACCUUUUUCGCCUGAUUUUUUCUUUUUUUCUAAAUUAACAUGGCUAAUAAUAUUACUAAUAUUAUCAACAUUCUUUGUAUUGACAUGAUUGAUAAUACACAUAUGAGCCAUGUUUCUAUCUUGAAACCGCUAAAACAACGAACCUGCAAAUUUUGUUGUUUAUACAACUUUCGUCCACUGUGUCGAAUCGAUUACUGUAAUUAAUUCCAACCGGAGGCACGGACCUGUCUGUCACCUUAUUUUACAUAGUCAAUUAACGAAACGUAUCACUUAUCCUGCAGAGUGAAAGCCAUUCUUCGCACUGUUUACGACCACUAUCGGACAUUGUAACACGAUUAAAAUUUAGCUACCGUUACCCUCGAAUAUUUUCCUAAAGAGAAAUUAUUUCACAUCGAUAUUCGUAAAAUCGGAUGAUGAUUAUUUGAUAAGUAAAUAACAGAGUGAAAGAUAGCUAUUUACAUCGAUGUAUUCUAUUUUUCAUUCAGAAUUUAAUAUUCAAAGAACAUCUCCUUAAAUUAUAUUUUUCAGAAUUGUUCUGGAAGUAAUUACGUUUUAUUUCUUGACUAUUUACGAAAUAAAAAGCUGUGUUCGAUACAAAUGACUCUGAAUUUAGAAAACAAUGUUCAAUGAAUCUAAAGUGUAUGUUGUUUAAAAUUCUUAUUUUUCCAUAAAUAAAUAUAAGAUAAAAUGUUCGGAACAAUUAGAAAAACCAGAAUAUAACUGAUCAGAAACAACGAAGGAAAAGCUUAUCUGCAUGCAAAAGUUUAGUCGAAAACAUAUCAAAUAAUUUUAUUGUUUGAUUGUAUCGGAUAUAAGAUGUAAUAAUAAAAUAAAAUAAUAUAAAAGAAAG
This is a messenger RNA of Bombus huntii, 2731 nucleotides long. Its product is annotated as succinate dehydrogenase [ubiquinone] flavoprotein subunit, mitochondrial-like. Gene Ontology annotation, biological process: mitochondrial electron transport, succinate to ubiquinone; tricarboxylic acid cycle. Gene Ontology annotation, molecular function: electron transfer activity; flavin adenine dinucleotide binding; succinate dehydrogenase (quinone) activity. The transcript is spliced from 11 exons. Lineage: Eukaryota; Metazoa; Arthropoda; Insecta; Hymenoptera; Apidae. The annotation marks the transcript as partial. The record is from RefSeq and is a predicted model, not a curated record.